UCUCUUCUUCUUCUUCCUCUACCCGCCAUUAACGCACUAUUCAAGGACUCGUUUCUCUCUGAAGCAGAAGCGUUCGAAGAAUCACUACUACACCAAGCGUGCUUUAAUAUCGAUGAGCAUGAAGCGUGCAUAUCACGUCUAAAAUUCGCGCCUGAACGAGGCGAUCCACGGGGGCCUCUCCCAAUUCUCCAUGCGGCGAUCCGGGGAACAAUCUCCGACGCAGUCCGCACAGUCACCGGCAUCUCAACCCUCGCAACGCACGUCAAGAGCCGGCGGGAGGAGAUGGCGAUCGACGACUGCGUCGAGCUGCUCGGCUACUCUGUCGACGAGCUCGAGUGGUCCCUCACCGAGAUGGUCAACAUCGACAUCGGCGUGCCCAGCUACGGCUCGCGGCAUGACGGUAACAUCCGCGCGUGGCUCAGUGCAGCGCUGGGGAACCAAGACACGUGCCUCGACGGCUUCGACGGAACAGACGGGCGGGUCCGACUUGCGGUGGAGCGGAGGGUGGCGCACGUGACGCAGCUUGUGAGCAACCUCCUCGCCAUGCACAAGAGGCUCCGGAGCGUAAUUCUCCACGUCGGGCUCCCGAAGAACGUCACUGAAGGGGGCGGCGCCGACCGGGGGUUCCCGACGUGGAUGACACCGGAAGAAGAAGAAGAGUUGGUGCACGCGGGCGCAAAAUCCAUGCGGGUGGACGCCGUGGUGGCGGCGGAUGGGUCCGGAAGGUUCCGGACGAUCAGCGAGGCUAUAGACAAUGCUCCGAGUUAUAGUACGAGGAGGUAUGUUAUAAUGGUGAAGAGGGGGGAGUAUAAGGAGAAUGUGGUGUUGAAGAAGAAGAAGACGAAUAUUGUGCUUGUCGGGGAGGGAAUGGGGUUGACCGUAAUUUCCGGAAGUAGGAGCUUCAUGGCAGGGUGGACCACGUUCAGGACUGCUACUUUUGCUGUGUCCGGUUCGGGAUUCAUUGCGCGGGACAUAACCUUCCGCAACACGGCGGGCCCACAGGGCGGCCAAGCGGUGGCCCUCCGAGCCGAUUCGGACCGCUCCGCCUUCUUCAGAUGCAGCAUCGAGGGCUAUCAGGACACGCUCUACUCUCACUCCCUCCGGCAGUUCUUCCGCGACUGCAACAUCUACGGCACCGUCGACUUCAUCUUCGGCAACGGCCUCGUCGUGUUCCAGCACUGCAACAUCUAUCCGCGAAGACCCCUCCCCAACCAGAAGAUCACAAUCACGGCCCAGGGGCGCAAGGACCCGAAUCAGAACACGGGCUUUUCGAUCCACAAUUGCUUCGUAAACGCGGCCUACCCUACGUACUUGGGCCGACCCUGGAAGCCAUACUCGAGGACAGUUUUCAUGCAAUCGUACUUGGGACCCGGCGUUCAGCCGGCAGGUUGGCUCGAGUGGGCCGGAAAUGUUGGACUGAAUACGCUGUUCUACGGAGAGUACAUGAACUACGGGCCAGGGGCGUCCCUCGGCCGGCGAGUCGGUUGGCCUGGGUAUCAUAUUAUAAGGGAUGCGGCGGUCGCUGGCAUGUUUACGGUGCGGCGAUUCAUCGGUGGGCUUUCAUGGUUGCCGGGAACUGGUGUUCUUUACACAGCUGAUUUGCUCAAAUAGAUUGAUUUUUGGUUUUUUUUAAAUUAAAUUUAAGUCUCGUAUUAUAUUCACUCCAAAAGAGGAAAAGAAUAGAAUUAUAUAGUUUAGUUUAUUUUACGUUUAACAUGAUCGGUAACAGUAUUAGUAGUUUAAACUAUUAUCAAAGCAAACCACCACUAGGUGCUAGCCUAUAAAGUUAGCCAGGUUGGGGAAACAAUCUAGUAGGUUAGUUACAAGGUACAAUUAGUAAACUUUGCUAACAUUUUGCUAACAUUUCUACCACCUAAAAAAGAUUUAUUUUACUA
Messenger RNA from Ananas comosus (pineapple), 1895 nucleotides. RefSeq names its product pectinesterase. The annotation marks the transcript as partial. Gene Ontology annotation, molecular function: pectinesterase activity; pectinesterase inhibitor activity. The record is from RefSeq and is a predicted model, not a curated record. Gene Ontology annotation, biological process: cell wall modification. The transcript is spliced from 2 exons. Lineage: Eukaryota; Viridiplantae; Streptophyta; Magnoliopsida; Poales; Bromeliaceae.